This is a messenger RNA of Molossus molossus (Pallas's mastiff bat), 1159 nucleotides long. It is a transcript of the gene RAB24, whose product is annotated as RAB24, member RAS oncogene family. The record is from RefSeq and is a predicted model, not a curated record. Lineage: Eukaryota; Metazoa; Chordata; Mammalia; Chiroptera; Molossidae. Bases 259 to 870 code for a protein of 203 amino acids. The transcript is spliced from 8 exons. Gene Ontology annotation, molecular function: GTP binding; GTPase activity.
ACCCGGCGGCGGCGUGCGGCGCCGUUGAGGGCGCUGCUCGGCGCCCUCCCAGGCUGCCGUGGGCCCUGGGCUCUGGGAAGGACGAUCAGCGCCGGGCGCCGAAGAGCGGGGGCAGGUGGACGCUGCCAUAGCUCGAGCCCGACGUGGUAUCUCGAGUCGUAGGAACUGAGGCUUGGGCGCUGCCGGCCUGAGUGGAGAUCCGGGUUUACCUAGCGUGGGGGCUCAGGACCCUGACGCGGUUGAGGCAGCCCGGAGAGCAUGAGCGGUCAGCGCGUGGAUGUCAAGGUGGUGAUGCUGGGCAAGGAGUACGUAGGCAAGACGAGCCUGGUGGAGCGAUACGUGCACGACCGCUUCCUUGUGGGGCCCUAUCAGAACACUAUCGGGGCCGCCUUCGUGGCCAAGGUAAUGUCUGUCGGAGACCGGACGGUGACUUUGGGUAUUUGGGACACAGCAGGCUCGGAGCGCUACGAGGCUAUGAGCAGAAUCUACUAUAGGGGCGCCAAGGCUGCGAUCGUCUGCUAUGACCUCACAGACAGCAGCAGCUUUGAGCGGGCAAAGUUCUGGGUGAAGGAACUGCGCAACCUAGAGGAGGGCUGUCAGAUCUACCUGUGUGGCACCAAGAGUGACCUGUUGGAGGAGGACCGGCGGCGUCGACGUGUGGACUUCCACGAUGUCCAGGACUAUGCAGAUAAUAUCAAAGCUCAGCUCUUUGAAACAUCCAGCAAGACAGGCCAGAGUGUGGACGAGCUCUUCCAGAAAGUGGCAGAGGAUUACGUCAGUGUGGCUGCCUUCCAGGUGAUGACAGAGGACAAGGGCGUGGACCUGGGCCAGAAGGCAAACCCCUACUUCUACAGCUGUUGUCACCAUUGAAUCACCACUCAUUUGGCCUGGGGGAAUUAAAGGAAUUCCCCAAGGGGCUGGACCUAGCUCUUGUCUGGGCUUGGGUGGUCAAAUGUGUAAGCCACCCCAAGUCCCCAUGCUAGCAGAAGUGGCACCUGCCUGUGCUGGCCCAUGGAACAGAUGCAGCAUUGGGCUGAUGGGCAUUAGGAGGGUAAGGGCCAAUUUGGAUUCCAGGAUUCUGCCCUGGAUAGCACUUGUGUCUGCAGAUUACUUAAGUGGCUUCUGAUUUGUAAAUAAAAUCAAUGCGCUAUGAAUCACA